Euleptes europaea (tarantolino) is the source of this 2142-nucleotide messenger RNA. RefSeq names its product centromere protein T (gene CENPT). The transcript has 13 exons. Gene Ontology annotation, cellular component: kinetochore. NCBI's taxonomy places the organism in Eukaryota, Metazoa, Chordata, Lepidosauria, Squamata, Sphaerodactylidae. Gene Ontology annotation, biological process: kinetochore assembly; chromosome segregation; mitotic cell cycle. Gene Ontology annotation, molecular function: DNA binding; protein heterodimerization activity. The coding region runs from base 1 to 2142 and encodes 713 amino acids. The record is from RefSeq and is a predicted model, not a curated record.
AUGGCCACUCCCAGGAGGUCCCGCCGGCUCAUGGAGCAGCCUAAGAGGCGCUCCCUACGCCUGGCGAAGGGCAGUUUACAUGGGUAUAAAAAAUUCCCUGAUCUGGAUGUGGCAACACCUCGAACUGUAUUCCGGAAAGUCUUGCAGACCCAGCCAGUAGUUUCCCCUCUUGUUCCUGAAAUGGCUGAUUCCCCCAAACCAGUGGAGACUGUGUUCCAGUUUCCUUCAAGGAAUGCUGCUGACAGCAACCUAGAGAUAAGUUUGACUGGCCCUAUUCCUGAAGAGACGUUUCAUCCUGUGCUCCACAAACAUGGGAAAAAAAAGAAGGUCAGGCUCUCUGAGUUUGAGAGAGCCGUGGAUAAGCAACUUCCAUCUACCACAGCUAAGUCAUUCUUGGACAACACAUCUCUGACUAGAUCUCUUCAGGUCACUCUUGGAACCCCAGUAACACCAACACCUGAUGGAAAAAGAGGUUUAAUCCGUAGGCCUAAGAGUUACAAAGGCAUUAACGUGAUGACUUUUGAAGGAGGCAUGGAACAAAACUUACUGCAAAUAAAAGGCUCCGAAAACCACUACGUGGACUUGCAAGCUUCAGAUCUGCCAAACACUACAGCCAGCACAGAACUCUUUGCCCAGUCUCAGCUCAGUGGCCAGAGCAGGGCCAGGGUUCCUGUUCUGCCAUCUCAGCCUGCCUCUGCCAGGAAAUCUUUAUCCCAAGGGGCUGUGCUGUCUUCUGCUGCAGACCUAAAGACACCUCAGUGGCAUACAGAGUCUGAGACAGACGCUGGCAUGGCAUGGCAGGACCAAAAAGACAUUUUGAUGCCAGGGACUGAAUAUGUGGAUGGCACAGGUGUGCCCGCGGGAGAAGUUGGAAGUCCAAAGGAAGAGCAGCAAGAGAGUGAGCUGGCCAUUGAGGGAGGAAUGGUAGGUGGUAACCCGAAGAAGACAUUAACACCAGGCACUGAGCAUGCUGGUGGGAUGGACGCUGUACCCCAGCAAAGGACGCUGUCUCUGGGGAGAAAGCGGCAAGAGAGCCUGCGAGGAAGCCAUCUCGUGGAGCCGCAAGAGAGCCUACCUGGAGACCAUCUCAUGGAGCAUCAAGAGAGCCUGCAUGGAGACCAUCUCACAGAAGUGCAUUCAAGUCCGGAGGAGUAUCUGUUGAGUGAUAUUUCCACACCAAAGUCCUCCACGCCAGUUGGUGCCAAACUCCCAGUUGCCCCCGCUGGAGGCCUGCGCGCCUGUCUGCAGGACAAGCCUACCAAGCGCACAGUGAAAUCCAUAGUGGAGCACAUAAUCGAGGAGCUGGACAGAAGCAUCACUCCGUGUGUUGUGGAUCAGGACGCACCAGGAGCUGACCUGGAAGAGGAGCCUUCCCCCAGCAAAGAGGCUACUCGGAUCUCUCAAAAGACCAAAGCCAGGACUCCAAGGAGGAGUGUCAGCAGGCAGGAGGCUGAGCAGUUAGAGAGGGAAGCUGUAGACAAAGGGAUUCAGCAAUCUGGGGGUGGAAGCAAGCCGAGAGAAGUGUCGCACUUGGAAAGCGAAGCAGACUUGGUGUCUGACAUUGAAAUGGAACCCGAAGGCAAGGAUAUGUCAGAGGCUGAAAUGGACCCUGAAGUUGAGGAUAUGUCAGAGGCUGAAAUGGACUCCGAGGAUAAUGAGCCACCUGUGAAGACACCUGUGUUUGUGCGCGCAAAAGCCUUCCAGUGUUCCCCGUUGCUGUCCAGCCCCCACACUCUGAAACUCACUGCCUCCAAGUCUGCUUCUGAACAGCCGCCAAAGAAACGGGCUCCAAAAUCCAAGAAGGCAUGCAGAGAAAAACGUCAGCCGGGAAUCUCCAGCGGUUGGUUGAAAAAGAUGUUCAGCCACUAUGCAAGGAUGCCAGUGGCCAAAGAUGCUUUUCAGGCUGUGGAGAGGUGUGUCAGCCUGUACUUCAAGCAUCUGAGUGAUGACCUGGAAGCCUACACAAACCAUGCUAGAAGGAAAACAAUAGAGUCUGCCGACCUGGAGCUGCUCAUGAGAAGGCAAGGGCUGAUAACUGACAAGAUGCCUUUAAAUGUCCUGAUAGAGCAUCACUUGCCUCUGGAGUAUCGGAAAUUGCUCAUUCCUGUUGCUUCCAGUGGAAAUAAAGUCACCCCACGAUGA